Molecule: messenger RNA, 6455 nt
Organism: Mizuhopecten yessoensis (Yesso scallop)
Lineage: Eukaryota; Metazoa; Mollusca; Bivalvia; Pectinida; Pectinidae
Product: dnaJ homolog subfamily B member 9-like
Exons: 4
Coding region: 155-997 (280 amino acids)
Cellular component (GO): endoplasmic reticulum
Molecular function (GO): misfolded protein binding; protein-folding chaperone binding
Source: RefSeq, a predicted model, not a curated record
UUCCGGUUCUAUUUUGGAGACCGACGUGUGUUUCUGUCAAGCUGUCAUCGUAAGAAGUAUUUGUCGGUUGAACGAGUGUCGAAGAGGACGUUUGAACUAAAACGUCAGCUGUAGAAAUAAAUCAGAAUACAAGUACAGACUUACCCAAAUCAAGAUGAACUGUGAGAACCUACUAUACCUUUGUGCUCUAUGUAGUAUCUAUACUACCAGUAUCAUACUCGCCAAGCAGGCAGACUACUAUGAUGUGUUGGGCCUAAAGAAAGGUGCCACAGAUAAGCAAAUCAAGAGAGCAUUCAGAAAACUGGCACUGAAGUUUCACCCAGAUAAAAACAAGGAGAAAGGAGCAGAAGAGAAGUUUAGGGAAAUAGCUAAAGCAUACGAGGUCCUGGGCGACCCAGAUAAAAGGAAGCAGUACGACAAGUAUGGCCACAAAGAUGACCAGCAGUUUGGAGGUGGAGGCGGUGGUGGCUUCCCAUCUCAUAGUUUUGACUUCGGUGAUUUCUUUAAAGGAUUUGAUGAUGCAUUUGAUGCCCAUAAACAAGGACAUCAUAAGCAUCAACAGGGAUUCAAAUUCUCAUUUGGAGGCAACGGUGGAAGUUUCUUUAAUUUUGAUGAUUUGUUCGACGAUAACGAUGAUGACGAUGAGGAUUAUAAUGAUGGAAGUCAUUUUUUCGAAGACUUUUUUCAUGAUGAUGAUGAUGAUGAUGACUUCUAUCAAGAUGGAUUUGGCUUUGAAGAUGAUUUAUUUGGUAACCUGCAUCAUCACAAUCAAUAUGACCAUGCUUCCAAUCAUAAAAAUAUUCAUAAUCAGCACCAAAAGUUCCAUCAAAAUACUCAUGAAAUGCACCAAAGGAAUCACCAGCGAGCACACCACCAUCACCCACACCACAACCACGCCCAAGCACACGCCUCCAGCUACACACAAGGUGGCAGAACAUGUAGAACAGUGACACAGAGACUAGGCAAUAUGGUGACUACACACACAGAGUGCUCUUGAGUGCUACACAUACAUGUAUGUUCAACAUCUAUACAGAGUGCUCCUGAGUGGAACAUACAUGUGUGUUCAACAUCUAUACAGAGCGCUCCUGAGUGGAACAUGCAUGUAUGUUCAAAAUCUACACAAAGUGCUCCUGAGUAAAUCAUGACUUCAUCAUACAGAGUGCUCCCAAGUGCUAUAGAUGGACAUCACAUGUGCAAAUAAGUGCUCCUGAGUAUCAUCAUACAGAGGGCUACACUUCGAAUGUACAUCAUGCAUACAAAGUGUUUCUGAAUGUCAUGAGUUCAUCAUACUGAGGGCUUCACUUGCACAUGUACAUCAUGCAUACAAAGUGCUCCAGAGUAUUAUACUGAGGGCCAUACUUGCAAAUGUACAUCACAUGCAUACAAUGUGCGCCCAAAUAUCUUGAAUUCAUCUUAGUCAUAUAAAUAUUUAGGAUAAUGUAUUCAUCACAGUUCAAAUGACCAUGUUAGAAGAAAAUGCAUGGGUCCAGAAUUGAAGGUGUUGUUCAUUACAAAAUGAAUUGGCCCACAGAAAAGAGCAUGCACUAUCCUGAAGGGCCAUGCAUAGGGCCAGCAGCUGAAUCAAUGGCACUCAUGAUGUACAUGUACAAAGUGCUACUUAGUAUCAUGAUCUCAUCAUACACACAGAGAGCUCCUGACAGUCAUACGCAUGUGUUCGGUACUGCUAGUCUUCAGUUCAAAUGUAUAUCUGUGAUAUGGUUAUCAGUGAAGGCAUUGAAAAGAAACUUCAGCUUCAGAAACACUGCCAUGUGCAAACUGCUUCCUUGAAAUAUCCUUGUGAUAAAUAUAUGACAUAUCGACAGGCUAAUCUGUAUGACCCGUGUCUAGGACUAUGGAUCUGUUGGAUUGUUUCAUAACGUACCUCACCUUGGAUUUGAGAGAGUAGCGAGUGUUUGAGUGAGCUUAUUAUCAUGGGGAUAUAAUGUAGAGAGUUGUAGAGCAAUUAUAUGUCGUAUGGAGAGAGAAUAUCCUGCUUUACGGGUUGUGUAAUUAUGUUUUGUUGGAAAAUAUAUAGAGUUUUAUAAAUAAGAUCAGAUGUACUAUGUACCAUAACAUAAAUCACUUUGUGCCUCCAAAAUAGGUUGUGGGACAGCUAGAACUUUAACAAAAUUACUUGUCAUAGUUACUAAUUAUAAAGGAUAGUUGUUUUUAGUAUACAUAUUCGGCCAUAAAAAAUGAGGACUAGUAAUUUUUUGUUUGCCUAUCCUUUCUAUUUAUUUAAAAGGAAUAUCUAUGAUAUAAACAGAGAAUAAUUUUAGUGAAAUCUUGAUAAAAAAAAUUACCAAAUGUUAUGACAUAAGCGUUUAAGACCUGUAAAAUGUGCUGAGCAGAUUUUUUUUUUGAUUUUUUUAGGAAGAUUGUACAAAUUCUACAAACAGAAAUAAUGGCAAUACACACACACAGAAGAAUAUAGAUAGUGAUAUUAUAAUAACAUGCUUCUUUCUUUACCUUUCCAACUUUAAUGGUUUCUAGUCACAUCGCUUGAAAGACCUAUAGCUACCAUGUACGUGUGUAAAAGUUUUGUGUAAAUGUUUAUAUAAACUUGAAUGCUUCCUAUCCGUAAAUGUGAUAUGAAAUACAUGUACAUGUAGUUUAUUUAGUGUUUGGAUAUAGAUUAUUCAUUAAUUGGUGACUGCCAAAAUGGCAAAAUGUGUAAUUGAAAUUACUUAUUGUCUGAGUUAUUGAUAAAUAGUGUGUGAAGCUUAAAAGCUUAAAUAUGCAAUUAAGUACCGAUGAAAGUGAUUUAAUUAUACAUGGCAUGGUCAUAACGGAACAUGCAUUUCCAAAAGUGCUUUGCUUAAAGGAAAACAUGGACUGCUUUCCUUUAUCGUGGUUUUAAUAGUUUUUCUGGUUCUAGUAAUGCUUAAUAAUUAGUGACACCUUUUAAAGGUACAAAAGAUUGCAUGCUUUCAUAAUGAUAAGGUAAAACUGUAAUGUUAACAUGAAGAAUAAGGAUUAGAAACUCUUUAAAUACAUAAAUCAAAAGUAUGGAAAUUAAGAUAGCAGAUAUCCUUUGGUACUUCAUAGCAUAUCAAAAAUAGAUCUCUACACAAGCUGUCAAAUACUAACUGAUAAUACGUACAGUACAACAUUUUUGGAAUCACAAUUUUCCUUGCAAUGGCUCAGGUACUUGUCAUGUUCUAAUAAGUUCAUGUAAUUAUGUUUCAUGAUUAAAAUUAAGUGAACUUGAGUGGUAUUGAGUUUGCUGCUGAUAUUGUUAUGUGUCUUGUUGGAUCCGUUUACUUUUGUUUAAUUUUUAAAGUUGUCUUCGCAAAAUUAAAAAACCCACCAUGACAUGUAUAAUACAUGGUUCAAACAGAUUUGAAAUGUAAUUAAUUUAAAGCUUUAACAGUAUUUUGUCUCCAUGUUACGAUAGUUCAAGUUUAAAAAUCAAAUGAUUUACAAAGUAUAUUGAUUAAGGAAUUCCAUGAAGCUUGAAGCUGCCGGUGUCUAUAUAUAGCUAACUGUAUGGUUGACAGUGAUGUGAUGGAAAAAUAAUAAAUCAAACCUUUGAAUUACAUUUACAUAAUUGUUUUUUUGACUGUCCUCUGCCUGUAUGUUAUGAAAUAAACACUUCAUAUAUAAACAGGGUUGAUUAUCACACUUUUGUCAUUUGCAGUUAUCGUUUCAAAAUCCACUCUGCUUAGUUAAGAUUCCAAUAGUCAUCAAUAUUAUCAAAUAUUUUGCGGUGGGUUUUUUUGCUCUUAAUCAUAUGGGAAGUGGCCAUUUUUAAACAUCUUGGUAUGUGAAUAUAUAUGGUAUAUGAUGAAGCUUCAUUUAUCAUAACCAUAUUUGUACAGUUACAAAAUUUGCCAUCUGCUGUACUGUUGAAUGUACAUGUACUAGUACAUAUACAUAUAACAUAGACAUGAAGGAGCUGGUCUAUGUAUUCCUUGUACAUGUGGGUAAUAUAAGUUUGUGCCAUAUAAACUAUAAUUUUGAUUGAUGCUUUACUAUACUAAAUGAAGUAUAGUGAAUCUAAACUCUUUAUUCACUCCUGAAUAUGUUCGUUUUGGUUUUAAAGUUAUAGGCGAAAUUUUAUUUCUUAUUUCUUUAUUCUCCGAGAGAUUUAGUUAGCCAAACUUCAGUUGACCUAUCUUAAGAUUGCCAUUCACUGCAUACUGCAAAGUUCAAUCAUUUAGGGGAAGUUUAUCUAUUUCCACUGUUUAACAUAAUUCUGCAAUAAUGUCCAUCAGUUGUAUAUGCAGGUACUCGUUAAAUAUAAAUUAUUAAAUGCCAAAAAAUAGGUACCACAAAUUAAACUAAUUCUUUUGCAAGCUCAUACAGGGGUAUGAAAUAAACUUUUAUUUAUUUUUGAAGACACAAAAAUUUAUCUUGCAUUGUCAUGAUCUUUUGAGAUAUAUAAUAACAUGUACUUUGAGUCAAAAUAACAUUGAAAUAUGAGCCCUAUGAAUUAGUUACAAUACAUGUACAAUUUUCAAGGGUGAUGAAUUGAGUUGUUCUUUAGACAAGUUAUAUUCUGUCUUAGAACCAACUCAGUUCAUCACCUCAUGCGAUUGGCCAAAGCAAUAUGAAGUCAGUAUAUUUCAAUGAAACCUGUUUGUUAAUAAUUGGGGCCUGUGUUUAUAAGCCUGUCAUUGAAAUGUUCGUUUUCAUAAACCAUAUACAUGUUGAAAAUAAGUAUCAUUUCAUUCAAUAUUUGUGAGAACACACUAUAUGUAUAACUAUGGAAUUUGUGAUGAUUUUAUAAUUUGGAUAAAUUAUACUGAUAAACACAACGUUUGAUAGGAUUAAUUUUUCAGCUAAUGAAUUCCAGAAAUUUUGUUUUGAAUUUUUGAACCUCUGUUAAUGUUAGAAAAGUUGUUGAAAACUUGUGUGAAGGUGAACUAUCAGUGUCUGUAUCCAUCUUAUGUCUUUUACUGAUUUAAAUAUACCCAACAGUCUUUCAAGUAUGUGCAAUGAAAUCAGAUGUUACUUUGAUUUUAAUUUGUGUCUCUUGGGAUGUAUUUUAUAUUGAUUGAUUAUAAACGUCUCAUUCUGUAGUACAAUAUACCAGUAUUCAAGUUAUAAAUGUGUUUUAUGUCUAAAAGUAUAGUAAAUUAUGUAUAAAAUGUAUAUUGUUUUACUAAUUCACCCCUGAAGACACAUUUGAACUCUUCCAAUUCAAAAAAUGGAGUAGUUCAUAAUGAAAUUUCAGAGGUGAAUGAGUUAAUGGAUUUUCUGAUUCAGUAAACAAAGAUGUUUACUAAACUUCUAUUCACUAGCACUCUGUUAAAAUGUUCAAGUAAUUAUAGAAUGAAAUUCAAGUUUUGGAAAAUAAAGCUUAUGCACAUGAUAAAAACCGAAGUAUAAAUAAUCAUAACCGUUGAAUUUUGGGAAAUAGUUAUCAAAUUUUUAUAUUUAAAAGUAUAUAAGGUUUCUUUAUGCAUACUGACAUUUAUAUUUAUUCUAAAAGAUUUGAUUAAAGUUUGGAACUCCAGAGACUGGUAACCUACCUUGUUUGCUUAAAGUUUGCAUAUAUUUUACGGAUUGUUAUCCUUGUGUGCCGUUUACAUUAAAAAUUAAAACUUCUAUAUUUUGUGCAUGUAUCGGUGUUCAGAUUGUGCAGAUUGAGCAGAAAUGUUAAAAUAUUGUAAAAAAAAUUACACAUGUAUGAUUAUAUAUAUUUUUACCUGUUUAAGUGAAUUCUUUAUGAUACAAAAACUUGAGUAAACCAGAUCUUCCAUGUACGUACCUCUGUAGAUAUUGCUGUAUUUAAUCUGAAAAAAGUCCUUCCAAAGAAUACCUUGUUCCAUGGAGUGUUAGGCUUAUGCUUGGUAUGUAAUCUGACAAUGUGUCCUUGUUUCAAUUUUUUCCAUUUAAAAAUAAAGGUAUAAUUUUUUUGAAUAUUUUCCAUAGGUUUUUCAGUAAUUUUGUUCAAAUCCACAUUUACAUUCUGUUUCAAAUGCGUUGAACUCCUUGAAAUCCUCUUUUGGCUUUUCAUCUCUGAUCCGUUACCAACUAAACACUAGUUUUCGGAAUCAAUGUUGAAGUACUGUGAUUCUGAGAGAGGCAAAGUGGACUCUUUAUUUCAAUAGUACGAAAUAGCUCAGAUGUUUCUCAGUUAUGAUAUUUUGCAAAAACUAUCAACUGGGUCAUGUCAGUUUGAUAGAGCUUAGACUUUAUGCUGGGGAAAUUCCUGCACUGUGGAACAUUUGACUUUUACUAAAUCAUAAUUAAAUGACAAGGUAUGCAUUUUCUGGUAGUACCUGACAAUGCAAUAAUUCUUACUUUAAAUUGUGUUAUAAUUACCAUAUGGUUAUUUAUGAUUUGUUACUUAAUCCAAAUACACUUCGUUUAGUUUAAUUGAAAUGUUUGUUUGCUCAUAUUAAACACGUUUUAUCAAAUACAUGUACAAUUUGUUUAUAGUCUUCCCGAUAUUAGAGAUAUUAUGAUCAUAAUCCAUCAAAUGUUGAACUUGGAAAUAAAAUAUU